Messenger RNA from Trichoderma aggressivum f. europaeum, 1383 nucleotides. RefSeq names its product translation elongation factor EF-1 alpha. Gene Ontology annotation, biological process: translational elongation; translation. The record is from RefSeq and is a predicted model, not a curated record. Gene Ontology annotation, molecular function: GTPase activity; GTP binding; translation elongation factor activity. The transcript has 6 exons. The coding region runs from base 1 to 1383 and encodes 460 amino acids. Lineage: Eukaryota; Fungi; Ascomycota; Sordariomycetes; Hypocreales; Hypocreaceae.
AUGGGUAAGGAGGACAAGACUCACAUCAACGUGGUCGUUAUCGGCCACGUCGACUCCGGCAAGUCGACCACCACUGGUCACUUGAUCUACCAGUGCGGUGGUAUCGACAAGCGUACCAUCGAGAAGUUCGAGAAGGAAGCCGCCGAACUCGGCAAGGGUUCCUUCAAGUACGCUUGGGUUCUUGACAAGCUCAAGGCCGAGCGUGAGCGUGGUAUCACCAUCGACAUUGCCCUCUGGAAGUUCGAGACUCCCAAGUACUAUGUCACCGUCAUUGACGCUCCCGGCCACCGUGAUUUUAUCAAGAACAUGAUCACUGGUACUUCCCAGGCCGAUUGCGCUAUCCUCAUCAUUGCCGCCGGUACUGGUGAGUUCGAGGCUGGUAUCUCCAAGGAUGGCCAGACUCGUGAGCACGCUCUGCUCGCCUACACCCUGGGUGUCAAGCAGCUCAUCGUGGCCAUCAACAAGAUGGACACUGCCAACUGGGCCGAGGCUCGUUACACCGAGAUCAUCAAGGAGACUUCCAACUUCAUCAAGAAGGUCGGCUUCAACCCCAAGGCUGUUGCUUUCGUCCCCAUCUCCGGCUUCAACGGAGACAACAUGCUCCAGGCCUCCACCAACUGCCCCUGGUACAAGGGCUGGGAGAAGGAGACCAAGGCUGGCAAGUCCACCGGCAAGACCCUCCUUGAGGCCAUCGACUCCAUCGAGCCCCCCAAGCGUCCCACGGACAAGCCCCUCCGUCUUCCCCUCCAGGAUGUCUACAAGAUUGGUGGUAUCGGAACGGUUCCCGUCGGCCGUAUCGAGACUGGUGUCCUCAAGCCCGGCAUGGUCGUCACCUUUGCUCCCUCCAACGUCACCACUGAAGUCAAGUCCGUCGAGAUGCACCACGAGCAGCUCGUCGCGGGCCAGCCCGGUGACAACGUUGGUUUCAACGUCAAGAACGUUUCCGUUAAGGAAAUUCGCCGUGGUAACGUUGCCGGUGACUCCAAGAACGACCCCCCCAUGGGUGCCGCUUCUUUCACCGCCCAGGUCAUCGUCAUGAACCACCCUGGCCAGGUCGGUGCCGGCUACGCCCCCGUUCUUGACUGCCACACUGCCCACAUUGCCUGCAAGUUCGCCGAGCUCCAGGAGAAGAUCGACCGCCGUACCGGUAAGGCUACCGAGACUGCCCCCAAGUUCAUCAAGUCCGGUGACUCUGCCAUCGUCAAGAUGAUUCCCUCCAAGCCCAUGUGCGUUGAGGCUUUCACCGACUACCCUCCCCUGGGUCGUUUCGCCGUCCGUGACAUGCGACAGACCGUCGCUGUCGGUGUCAUCAAGGCCGUCGACAAGUCCGCUGCCACCGCUGGCAAGGUCACCAAGUCCGCUGCCAAGGCCACCAAGAAAUAA